UUCUACUUUGUUUGUAGUUAAGGGUAUCAAAGAAACAAAAACUAAAAUAACUGAAUGAAUAGUUUCUUAUCUUGAUGUGGUAAGAAGGAUAAUAGCAACAAGGUUUUCAAGUCUUAAGCUUGUAUCUCUUCUACCACAAUAUUUGGAUGGAUCCUAUUGUUCUAUAACAAGUAGCGCACACACAUGCUAAUUUGAAUAAAUAUAAUUUAUGAAGGCCUAUAUAGAAAAUCGGCUAGUAACACCGAAAAUUGGACUCCGUUUUCUUAGUCAACAAGCGAAUGCUAAGAAAUACUCCAAUUCGCUUUGUUUACCAAAAACAAAUUUCCCUAUUAGAAGUGAUGAACGUGAAAAUGAGAAGAAGUAUAUGAAAGAAAUAACUGAUGAUUUAUACUCAUGGCAGAAGAAGAACCUCCCCUCUUCAAAAUCUUUCGUUCUUUUAGACGGACCUCCUUACGCGAAUGGAAAGUUACAUAUCGGUCAUGCAUUGAAUAAAAUUUUAAAAGAUAUCGUGAAUCGCUGGAAACUGCUAAAUGGCUAUCAAAUCAGGUAUGUUCCCGGAUGGGAUUGUCAUGGGCUUCCUAUUGAAUUGAAAGCGGUACAACAAAAUGAUAAAGAAGGAUCCCCAUGUCAGAUACGAAAAACGGCCAAAGAGUUUGCAGAAAAUGCCAUGAAUGGUCAGAUGAACCUCUUUCGUCGUUUGGCAGUUAUGGGAGACUGGUUUUCCAGAUAUACGACUAUGAGCCAUGAGUUUCAAAUUUCAGAAUUACAAGUUUUCCAAACAUUGGUAGAGAAAGAAAUGGUUUUUCGACAGCUAAAGCCUGUAUACUGGAGUCCAUCCAGUCGUUCUGCCCUUGCUGAGUCUGAAAUUGAAUAUAAUGAUAAUCAUGUUAGUUUUUCGCUUUACUUCUCAUUUCCAGUGAAUAAUUUUACGGUGGAAGGAAAACCAUAUGAAAAUGUAAAGGCUUUAAUUUGGACUACUACACCGUGGACUGUACCUUCCAAUUUGGCACUUGCCUUUCAUCCAGGAGUGGAGUAUGGAAUCUUUUCUAAUGGUGAACAGAAGUAUAUUGUAGCAAAGAGCUUGGUAAAUUCAUUGCCUAUUCUAGAAAGUUUUGAAGAAAUUGAAACAUGUACCUAUGAUACUAUUCGAUCACUCACAUAUCAAAAUCCUUUGAUUCCCGGGAAAGUGUUUCCAUUUCUACCUGCCGAAUAUGUAUCUGAUACCACUGGUACUGGCAUUGUACAUGUUGCUCCGGGACACGGAAUGGAUGAUUAUCUACUAGGUUUGGAACAUUCUCUUCCCCCUUUUUCUCCCGUCGACGAUAAUGGCGUAUACACAAAAGAUGCUCUGGGUGGAUCCUUAUUUGGUUUAAAUGUGUUAAAUGAAGGAGGAAAACAGGUUCUUGAGCUUAUGAAAGCCAAUGGCAUGGUAGUUCAGCUAGCUCCUUAUAAACACCGUUAUCCAUAUGACUGGCGAAAUCGGAAGCCUUUAAUUUUGAGAGCAACUGCUCAAUGGUUUAUUUCUUUGGAAGCUGUUAAAGAUAAAGCGAUUGAAGCUCUUCAAUCGGUUAAAAUGAUUCCCCUAACUGGAAAGUCACGGCUUUCCGGGUUUCUGAACAGUCGUCCUGAAUGGUGUAUUUCAAGACAACGUUCUUGGGGUCUUCCGAUUCCUGUACUUUAUGAGAAAGCUUCCGGAAAAUCAUUACUUACUUCAAGAAGUAUUUCUUAUAUCAUAGACAAGAUGAAAGUAAAAGGAGUUGAUGCCUGGUUCAACGAAGAUGAAAAUAUUGAUUGGGUUCCUCCGGAAUUCAGAAAUAAAGAUUAUGUUCGUGGGAAAGAAACUCUUGAUGUUUGGUUUGAUUCCGGGAGUGGUUUUACUACAGUACCAUUUCGUAAAGAUAAACCUCUUAUAGAUUUAUGCCUUGAGGGAAGUGAUCAACAUAGAGGUUGGUUUCAGUCUCUUAUUCUGAUUUAUCUUGCAGUUACUGGCAUAAAAGAAUCACCUUUUCAGUCUUUAUUUACUCAUGGUUUUGUCUUUGAUGAAAAAGGAAUGAAACAAUCCAAGUCUUUAGGAAAUGUUACGGACCCAGAAGAUAUUUUGGAUGGAAAAAAUAUUACCUCAAAAAAGCAGUUGUACGGCAUAGAUUUGUUGAGACUAUGGGUUGGCAGUUGUGAUAGUACUAACGACAUAAAUCUCGGACCCAACUUACUAAACCAAGUUGGGGAAUCGCUAAAAAAAUGGAGACUUACAUGUCGAUUCUGCUUGGGGAAUCUGGGCGAUUUUUCUUUGGCAGACGAAGUUGUUUAUAAUCGACUUCAUCGUGUUGAUCAAUUAGCUGUUGCGAAAACAAGUGAAUUUCAGAAUGAAGUCAAAGAGAAUUACAACUCCCUCGCUUUCAAUAAGGUUGUUCAAAGUAUUUUUCAAUAUAUGAACAGUUUUCUUUCUUCAACCUAUUUUGAUUCAAUCAAAGAUCGGUUGUACUCAGAUGCCCCAAACAGUCUUUCUAGGCGAAGUGCUCAAACUACACUAUAUAAAAUUCUGCUAACCCUUUUGUGGUCAAUGUCCCCUAUCGUACCACUGUUGUCUCAAGAGGUAUGGAGGAGCUUUCCCAAGGCUUUACAGCCUUCGUAUUCUACGCCUUUUCAUGCUGGUACAGACUUUUUGCUUCAAGAUUUACAGAAAUUCGUCAAGCAAGAUAAAGAAUCUUUAUUGGAGGAGCAUCAAUUAUUGCUAAAGAUAAAGUAUUCGUUUAAUUUGUUGCUACAAGAAGCAAGGAAUCAGCAUGGUAUUCGAAGUCCAUUGGAAACAGAGACCAUAAUUGGGGUUGAUAAUCAAGGAUUGCAGAAUGUUCUGAAGAAAUAUGGGAAUGAUCUAUCGUUGAUUUUGGGUGCUUCUAGCGUCCGUUUGCAUACACUGGACAUUACUAGUGACUCAAAAAAUUCCUCCUUGUGGACUCUGCAGAAUACUGCGGCAUCUAAUCUCGGAAAGUUACAAAUUAGGAUGCAACCUGCGCAGUUGAAAAAGUGCUUGAGAUGUUGGAUGCAUACAGUUUCAGAAGGAGAAGUAUGCCAACGUUGCAACAGCGUCAUGUCCCCAUAAAUACAUCGUUUUGUCUACGAAGAGUAAAAUUUAAUUUUGUAACUUAGACUAUUUCAUUUUCUAUUAAAUUGAUACCUAAAUAAUAUCCU
Schizosaccharomyces cryophilus OY26 is the source of this 3189-nucleotide messenger RNA. RefSeq names its product isoleucine-tRNA ligase. The transcript has a single exon. The record is from RefSeq and is a predicted model, not a curated record. Gene Ontology annotation, biological process: isoleucyl-tRNA aminoacylation. Lineage: Eukaryota; Fungi; Ascomycota; Schizosaccharomycetes; Schizosaccharomycetales; Schizosaccharomycetaceae. Bases 209 to 3100 code for a protein of 963 amino acids. Gene Ontology annotation, cellular component: cytosol. Gene Ontology annotation, molecular function: isoleucine-tRNA ligase activity; ATP binding; aminoacyl-tRNA deacylase activity.